This is a messenger RNA of Schistocerca serialis cubense, 6906 nucleotides long. RefSeq names its product gamma-aminobutyric acid type B receptor subunit 2 (gene GABA-B-R3). The coding region runs from base 1 to 3555 and encodes 1184 amino acids. Lineage: Eukaryota; Metazoa; Arthropoda; Insecta; Orthoptera; Acrididae. The transcript has 21 exons. Gene Ontology annotation, cellular component: G protein-coupled receptor heterodimeric complex; membrane. Gene Ontology annotation, molecular function: G protein-coupled GABA receptor activity. Gene Ontology annotation, biological process: G protein-coupled receptor signaling pathway; gamma-aminobutyric acid signaling pathway. The record is from RefSeq and is a predicted model, not a curated record.
AUGACAUCAGACAUAAAAAGAGCAAGGGAGAUUUCUCAUCAGACGCUAUUUACACUGAAGCUAGUCAUGUCCUGUACACACUGUGAUCCCGGCGUAGGCGUGGACGCGUUCUUCCACGCCCUGUACACGCAGAACUCGACUCGCACCGUCAUGCUGCUGGGCUCCGCCUGCUCUGACGUCACCGAGAGCCUCGCCAAGGUCGUGCCCUACUGGAACAUCGUCCAGGUGUCGUUCGGGUCGACGUCUCCGGCGCUGAGCGACCGCAAGGAGUUUCCGCUCUUCUACCGCACCGUGGCGCCGGACUCUUCGCACAACCCGGCCCGGCUGGCGUUCGUGCGCGGCUUCGGCUGGGACACCGUGGCCGCGCUCAGCCAGAACGAGGACGUCUACUCACUGGCGGUGAACGACCUCGUGACGGAGCUGGAACAGGCCAACAUCACAUGCAGCGCCACCAUCACCUUCGCCGAGUCCGACUUCGAGGACCAGAUGCGCAUGCUGCGGGAUCUUGACACCAGGAUCAUCAUCGGCAGUUUCUCGCAGCAGGUGGCUCCGAAGAUUUUUUGUGAGGCCUACCAGCUGGGCAUGUUCGGCGGCGACUACGCGUGGAUCCUGCAGGGCGGGCCCGACAGCCGCUGGUGGCGCAACGCGUCGGCCCCCUGCCCGCCCACGCAGCUGGCCGCCGCCGUCGAGGGCCUGCUGCUCGUCUCCUCGCACAACCGCCUCGUCGGCAGCGCGCCCGCCAUCUCGGGCAUGACGAACGCGCACUUCGUGGAGGAGUUCUCUCGGCGCGCGCUGCCCGUGUCGCCGUACGCGCCGCAGACGUACGACGCGGUGUGGGCCAUCGCCCUGACGCUGCGCGCCGCGCACCGCCGCUGGGCUGGCGCCACCACCGUGCGCCACUUCGACUACUCGCGCCGCGACAUGGCCCAGGAGUUCCUGCGCCAGAUGGGCCUCCUCAGCUUCCUCGGAGUCUCGGGUCCAGUGUCUUUCAGUGGCGCCGACCGCGUCGGCAUCUCAGCGUUCUACCAGGUACAAGGUGGCGAGGUGGUGACGGUGGCGCUGUUCGACCCCGCGACGGGCGCGCUCGACUUCGGCUGCCCCGGGUGCGGCGCGCUGGCGUGGCAGGGCGGCCAGGUGCCCGUGGCGCGGCGCGAGUUCCGGCUGCGCGUCGUCACCAUCGAGCCGGCCGCCUUCCUCAGCGUCGCCUGCCUCGCCGUCGUCGGCAUCUCGCUCGCCGUCGCCUUCCUCGCCUUCAACCUGCACUUCCGCAAACUCAAGUACAUCAAGCUGUCGAGCCCGCGCCUCAACAACAUGGCGGUGGUGGGCUGCAUCCUGGUGUACACGGCCGUCAUCCUGCUGGGCCUGGACCACGCCACGCUGCCCGCCAGCACGCACUUCCCCGCCGUCUGCACGGCACGGGUUUACCUGCUGUCAGCUGGAUUCUCCUUGGCUUUCGGCUCCAUGUUCACGAAGACGUAUCGCGUGCACAGGAUCUUCACCAGAAGUCGCAGCGGAGUCGUAAAGAAUAAGCUGCUGCAGGACACGCAGCUAAUAUCGCUGAUCUGUGUGCUGCUGCUGAUCGACGGUCUGAUCGUGACGCUGUGGGUGAUCGUGGACCCCAUCCAGCGCCACCUGCGCAACCUCACGCUCGAGAUCAGCGCGUCCGACCGCAGCGUCGUGUACCAGCCACAGGUGGAGGUGUGCCGGUCGCAGUACACGCACUCGUGGCUGGGCGCGCUGUACGCCUACAAGGGCCUGCUGCUCGUCGUGGGGGUCUACAUGGCCUGGGAGACGCGGCACGUGAAGAUCCCGGCGCUGAACGACUCGCAGUACAUCGGCAUGAGCGUGUACAGCGUGGUGAUCACCAGCGGCAUCGUGGUCGUGCUGGCCAACCUCAUCUCGGAGCGCGCGACGCUCGCCUUCGUCACCAUCACCGCGCUGAUCCUGACGUCGACCACGGCUACGCUGUGCCUGCUCUUCCUUCCCAAGAUGCUGGCCAUCCUGGGUCGCGCCGCGCACGCCGACCCCAUCGUCGAGAGCAUGGGCCUCAAGAUAGAGUGCAACACCCGCAGGUUCGUGACGGACGACCGGCGGGAACUGUACUACCGCGUGGAGGUGCAGAACCGGGUGUACCGGCGGGAGAUGGCCGCGCUCGACCUGGAGAUCGGCCGCCUCAAGCGGCAGCUGUUCGACUCCCCGGCGGCCUCCUCUGCCGGCUCCACCUCCUCCGUGGGCACCAAGCGGGGCGAGCUGUCACCGCUGGAGGCGACGGCACUGGCGCGGUUGAGCAUCGACGAGGCGAUGCCCAACCCGGCGGCCGGCGUGGGCGGCGGGCUGCCGCUGCUGCUGCUGUCGGUGCUGCCGCCGGUGAUCCCGCGCGCCAGCUGGCCCUCGGCCGACCGCGGCCAGCUGCCCAUGCGCCGCCAGGUCACCUUCAGCUCCGAGCCUAAGCUGGACGACAACGUCGCCUCCGCCGUCUGCUCCCAGCCCGCGCCCUCCGCCCACGGCGACUACGACGACGUCGCCAGCUUCGAUCACGACGGUGACGUCGACCCGGAUGUGGAGGGACUGCACGGCGCCAAUCGGAAGCAGGGAGUCUUUGGCCGCAUCUGGAGCUUCUUGGGGAGCAGUCGCCCUUCCAGUCGUAAGGCGUCGGCGACGUCGUUCAGCGGCGGCGGCGGCGGCGCUGGGAUCGCGUCUGCGCUGCGGCUCCACAUGGGCUACUUGUCCGGCCUGGUGGCGGGGGCCGGACCCGGGGGCCACCAUGGAGGCUCCGGCGCGUCCACACUCAGCCACAGCCAGUGCGCGCUCGGAACAGCGAUGGUGCCGGCGUCAUCGCGCGAGCUGCACCCCCUGAAGAAGCUGAGCAGCGCCGGCAUAGCCACGGGCGGCAGCGGGCCCAUCAUCAGCGUCACCUCCAACGACGACGCCGACGCCGACGCCGACGCCGACGCAGGUCGCCGCAAGUUCUCGCUCGGCAUGUGUCUCUCCAGGGACCUGGACGGCGGCCCCGUAGGCAGCCCGUGCGUGCUGUCCAAGGAGGCGCUGCGGCGCGCAAGCGCGGGGGCGUCGCCGCGUCCGCGCGCCGGCAUCCACCACCAGCACUCGCAGCCCAAUCUGCCGUUCCGCGAGCGCGCCAAGGGGUCGCCGCGCUUCCCGCACCGCGUCGUGCCCACCUGCAGCCUGACGGCGCUCGACAGCCGGCGCAAGAGCAGCGCCAGCUUCGCGCAGCUGCUGCAGCAGCAGUACCAGCUGCAGGUGCAGCGCCGCCGCAGCAGCCACCACCACCACCUGCACGUGCGGCACGGCCACCAGCGCGCCGACCUGCUCGACAAGUGCCGCUCGCUCGAGGACGCCCGCUCCUUCCACUGCGGGUCGGCCGCUGCGCACGCUGCAGUCCACCAGGUGUCUGGGUCCAACUGGAAACCCCGUGCUGCCAGUUACAGCCCCAACUGUGACGUUUGGGGGACGGCGGAGUUCGGCAUCCCUUUGAGUGAACUGGCCAACAGCAACCGCGGGCGAGACCGCGACAGCGCUCCCAACGUCAAGGACUAGAAAUAGCGCCACCUGAAGAGGUGCAGCUGCUACGAACCACCUGCGUCUGCCACGUCUGGUCGCUCGACUCCAUCUGUCUAACGAGGUUCUUGGUUACCACGUCUUAUAAUCGAAGUACUUCUACUUGUCCAACUCUGAGGCCACUGUGGUCGCAGCAGCCCGUCGUCGUCCCAGCGGCCACACUCUGGCUGCACAGGAGAAAUGCAGUUUGAUGCUCCUGUGAAGCUACAGUCCUCAUCCACGAUCCGUUGUUAGUGGCUGAUUUGAUCAAAAAGUGUCAUGAGCACGUCUAGAACCCAAAUAAAUGUUUCUCGUAUGUCUCUUGAAACUGCCCUAAUUAUCUUCUCAUCUCAAUUCCUGUCACAGCUGCUACAACAGCAUACUUAGAUUACGAGCUUAGAGUAUUUAUUCAUCAUCAAAUUAACGGAACGUAGCUACAGAUAUAUUGAGUCAAUACGACCAGGUGGAGAUCAUCUGUCAAACAACUGGGCUCUGUCGGAAAAACGUCCAACACUUCACGUAAUGCGGCAUGUCACUGGACAAUCUCAGUUCGAGGAUCACAUCCUACAUAAUAAUAAACUCCUGGAAGGAGAUUGAGAGAGGAAUUGUUGGAUGAAACAAGCAAAACCCAAGAAGAACACUAGUCAUGCAACCAAGUUUUCUCAGCUAGAAUAAUGUUAACAGAUCUCAUCGGCGUCGAAAGCUACAUCCUGAAAUUUUUAAUUCAAAUUUCCACUUGUAGUCUCCCUCUCCAGUCGUCUUCCGCGUAACAUCAUGUGUUGUGGAUUUUAUUCAUAACGUCUUAUUGCGUUUCACACUCUACUAAACUCACGUGUGAUGCUUAUAUUUUUAUUUCUUUGAAAGAGAAAGUGAAGCUUCAUCCUCCACACGGACCAUUUUCCACUUAACCAUUCUAUAUUUCUGCCUGCGGAGCGAAAAUACGUAAAGGAAGUCAAGGGGCAUAGUGUAAUUCCAAGAAGUCGGAAAUUCUUGGUUUGCCGCUGGUGUCAUUGCUUCUCCCCUAACACCUUAAAGUUCAACACAACGGUUGUAAUUUGCUAAUUAACUGUAUACAUAUUGUGCUAUGCUACGCUACUUGCACGCUCUGGUUAAAGAGUAAAUUCGUACCAACACAAAAUUGUGCGUACAUAAUUGCAAUGACGCUUUCAACCGUAUCAAACGCAAGCGUUGCGCUACAUUUGGCCAAUAACUGCUUUCGGAAAAUCUUCUGAAGGAUUCCCACACCAGCAAAUGACUUUUCCUGUGCUGACUGACCGAAAACCAGUUACCAUGACAGAAGGUGAGAAUAGAAGUGAAGCAGAGGAAAUAAUUUGAUUUGGAAAUGAAGUUAACUUAAAUUUCAUUCACUCUAAAUGCACAACUGGACUAUGACUCGUUACAAUGGUAGAUAAGAUUAUUACUAUGAACCCUGUAAGUUUUCACAGCAUCCUUUCUUACUUUGCAUGUUCUUACAAUAAUAUCCUGUAGCACUGACACGCGCUAGUUUAUGUUGCGUGGGCGAACAUAGCAGUAGGUUUAUAACUGUACGUUCUCAAUGAUUGCGUCCCGGAGAACGAUACGUGUUUCUUUCUCACUCAGUACUAGUAAUAGCUCAUGGACAUUAUAAACAUCACAAAACUUAAAAUUAGCAAAAUAAGUACUGCUUUUCUGGAGCAACUAAAACAAAGAAAAUUGACUCUUCCUUGUUAUGUAAUAUGUCAGACCGAUUAUUGAAACACUAUUUCAUGCAGAGUAGUACAUCUGUAUAAAACUAGAGACAUUUUAAUUAUUUGUUUUUGUUAUGUCAUACAGUCAGUGUCUUCUACAGACGCGUGAGCGGUAUGGUCUUCCUGAAUAUCCAGUCAGUAAAGCAAUCUAUUCUGUUUAAACAUCAUUACAAUACAGUAAACAAAACAGAAACUUUGUGCUAGCGGGCAAGUAAACUUUGUCGAAGUGUCAUCGCAGGAAUGAUAAAGGUAAAUCUUCACAUAGAGAAAAUUCACAUGUUACGAUGGUGUUACAAGAAUCGUCCUUAAUAACCAUGGAACUCUGAAGACGCCAAUGUAUUUCCAAUAUAACGUCAUUUAACGAGACAAUUACUGAAAUUACUCUGUAAUAAAUAGUUUAUAAUUAGUCUGUCUAUAACAAAAGAAAAUUGGAUUAUAACAUAUGAAUUUGUUGUGCAAAUUCAUUGACAAAAUGUCGUUCAAAAGUUAGAUGGAAGAAAGGAGACAAACAAGAAGUCCUACCACAUUAAUUUUAUUCGUUUAUCAUCUGGAAGAAGAUGUUUUGGAUUUAUAAAAUUUCUUCUAACCAACAUAUUGUUUUUGGCGAUAUUUUUUUGCGUAAAACUGAAAAAAAUGAAACAGUUUUUCUUUAAGGGAUGCUAUUUAAUUAUAUAUUUAUUGUGAGCCUUUACUUUACAUUUUAAUCAAAUUAAAGAUAAAUUUUUGUUUUGUUAUCAAUAAUCUGAGCCUAUUAAUUCUUUCGUAGGAAUAUAUCUUUCCACCUUAGAGAACAUUUAGCAUGAAAUCUGUGUUCGUACAUCCUUGUAGCAACUUUUGGAUGAUUCUUUCAAGCCAUUAUUACACCACGCAUAUCUUUCAAUAAAGUUAUAUUUUGUGACAGUGACAUUCAUGAUAUCAUGCGUAAAUGAUAUUUUGUAUACUAAUGUAUAUCUUUCGUUGUGCGAAAGUAAAUGAACGAUGGUUAUGGUAGAAAUAUAUUUUAAGUUUAAAAAUAUCUGAUGUCACCCACAAGAAAAUUUCUUCCACGGUUUCUACAACUUUAUUUUGUAAAAUGUUUCUCGGUGAGAUAGUUCUUAAGCGAUCCAUGCUCAUAAUACCGGUACUCUUAAUGAAAAUUAGUAAGUCUCAUGACGAAUGUUUUCUCUAAGCCGCAUCCAAUGAAAUACUUGAUCUAUUUUCGGAGAUAUUUUACAUGUGUUGUAGUGAAAUAAUGGCUUAUCCUUCUACAUUCAAAGUCCUUGUUGUUUAGAUCUGUAUAAAACGUUAGAACUAACUUUAAUUUUAAUCCCUCGCCGAAGGUAAUAAUGUGUCAAAAGACUCUACAUGUAACUCGAAGAUGAGCAAUAAACUUUCAAUUUUCAUUGUGCAAUUAAUGUAUAAACUGAAAGGCAAUCAUAUUUCAUGUGAUCUAUAUGAAUGUUAAACGCUUCUUCUCUCUUGGCACUAUUGUUUCUGUAGACCUAAGUGAACUGAUGUCAAUAUAUUUUCCACUUUAUAACAUGUGGGAAGCAUUUCUCUCAAGUGCCAAGCAGUAAAAAUAUUACUAUUUUUUGUUCUGUAGAACGUAACUAAGUCUAUUGCUGUUGAUUGAUGAAUAGAUUAU